CCAACCGAGUGGUUCCUAGAGAUCGCUUGCUGAUAUUUGCGAUGAGUGGAGGGAACCAGGCAAUGGCAUCCCCCAGAAAAUUCACUUCUAUCGAUCGUUUACAUCUCUGUAAAUCAAUUUCCAUUACAACCCGUUCCAAUAUUAUUUUACAGAAAAAACUAUAUACAAAUCCAGAGAUUCUUCUUCUUCCUCCGAUUCUACAGAUUUUUUCUCUUCCUCGUUUUUCGCGGCUUUGUCCUCAUGAUUCCACAAGCUUCCUCGUUCAAUAUCGCCGUUCCACUCUCCGGUUCCCCCCUCGGGCACUCCCGUCACCGACAUGUCGUGCGAGCUCAAGCGGAACCGUCCGAGAAGUCGGUCGAAAUAAUGAGGAAAUUCUCGGAGCAGUAUGCUCGUAAAUCAGGAACGUAUUUCUGUGUGGACAAGGGGGUCACUGCGGUUGUAAUCAAGGGACUAGCAGAUCACAAAGAUACAUUGGGUGCACCACUUUGUCCUUGCCGGCAUUAUGAUGACAAACCUGCUGAAGUUGCACAAGGUUUUUGGAACUGUCCAUGUGUUCCAAUGAGAGAGAGGAAAGAGUGUCACUGCAUGCUUUUCCUGACUCCAGAGAACGACUUUGCGGGCACUGAUCAGGCAAUCUCCUUGGAAGAUAUCAGGGCUACAACAGCAAACAUGUAACCCUUAAUUUCAUCUAGUUGUGUUCAUUAGUAAUUCAUAUUGGGGUUUGACUUGAACGGGUGGAAAUAUACAAGUAUAGUUAUGUAUGUAAUAACAGUAACCUUAUAUGCUGAUGAGACAAUGAAUGGUUCUGCCAUAUCUGCUUCUGACAAAUUAUUAGACACUAAA
Cucurbita maxima (winter squash) is the source of this 843-nucleotide messenger RNA. RefSeq names its product ferredoxin-thioredoxin reductase catalytic chain, chloroplastic-like. The coding region runs from base 241 to 675 and encodes 144 amino acids. The transcript is spliced from 6 exons. Lineage: Eukaryota; Viridiplantae; Streptophyta; Magnoliopsida; Cucurbitales; Cucurbitaceae. The record is from RefSeq and is a predicted model, not a curated record. Gene Ontology annotation, molecular function: oxidoreductase activity, acting on iron-sulfur proteins as donors.